Messenger RNA from Trichoderma harzianum CBS 226.95, 619 nucleotides. RefSeq lists its product as hypothetical. Bases 143 to 352 code for a protein of 69 amino acids. The transcript has a single exon. The record is from RefSeq and is a predicted model, not a curated record. NCBI's taxonomy places the organism in Eukaryota, Fungi, Ascomycota, Sordariomycetes, Hypocreales, Hypocreaceae.
UGGCGGCUCUCAAGAUUGGACCACCAGCCACUUGAGAGGACAUAAAAUCAUCGAUAUGUUUUUGGAUGAAUUCCAAGAAGAGGACGCAAUCAAGAAAUUGGUCAAAGCGGCAGCUACAAACUGAAUUAAUGGAUUAGAGACAAUGUCAAUACUUCUCGAACGAUACGAACCUCAGAUUCAACUUACAUGGGAUUUUGUCGAAGCUGCAGCUAGCAACCCAGAAUAUGGUCUGGAAAUAAUAGAACUGUUCCUUAACCGACAAAGAGAUCAAGUCCAGAUUACAGAAGAUAUGGUUAAAGCUGCAGCUAGUAAAGAUUACGGAGGCAAGGAAAUAAUCAAAACUCUUUCUUGACUGGCUAGGAGAUCAAGUCCCGAUUACAGAAGACGUGGUUAAAGCUGCAGCAGCAAGUAACAGUUGGGAAGGCAAGAAAAUAAUAGAACUCUUCUUUGACCAAAGGGGAGAUAAAGUCCCGAUUACUAUAGAUGUGUUCAAAGCUGCAGCUAAGAACAGAAGAAAGAGGAAAGAAAUAAUAAAACUACUUCUUAAUCGGCAGAGAGAUCUGGACCCAAUAGUUCAAGAAAUGUUGAGCCCUUACGAGAGAUGGAUUUAAUCAGUCAU